UCUCUCCCUCGUCACCUUUUCCCCAUUGUUUCUCUUUUGUUUCUUCCCCACCGCCUCAUCGGCCUCUCUCUCUCUCUCUCUCUCUCUCUCUCUCUCCGUGCCCGAACGGAGACCAAAGACGCAGACACACCAUCAAGAUCGAGAUCGAGAUCGAGAUCUAGGUUUCUUCGUGCGAUGGCGAAGAGGAGGAAGCAAUGCCUUGUAGGCGCCGCCGUCCCCCGUCUUCUCCACCUCGUGAUGUUGCUCGUUGCGUUGGAUCUGGUGCGGCGAUGCCGCGCGGCCUCGCCCUCCUCCUCCUCCUCGCCGGACGCCAAGGCCAUGUCGGACCUGGCGCGCGCCCUCUCGGGGUUGCCCUCCAGCUGGAAGACCGGCUCUGACCCUUGUGACCCCGAGUGGGACGGCGUCACCUGCUCCGCCGGCCGCGUCUCCAGCAUCAACCUCGCCUCGCGCGGCGUCUCCGGCACCCUUCCAGACUCCCUCAACGCUCUGACCUCCCUUGCCUCCCUCCAGCUCCAGCGCAACCGCCUGUCCGGCCCCCUUCCCCUCCUCCCCGACCUCGCCUCCCUUCAGUCCCUCUUCCUUGACGGAAACGCCUUCGACUUACUCCCCAACACCUUCUUCGCCGGCCUCUCCGCCCUCCAGGAGAUCUCCCUUGACGACCUCCCCCUCGCCCCCUGGAACCUUUCCCAGGAUCUCGCCGCCGCCGUCGGCCUCUCCAAGCUCUCCGCCUCCAACGCCUCCCUCUCGGGGACCCUCCCCGACUUCCUCGGCUCCCUCCCCAACCUCAACGUCCUCCGCCUCUCCUACAACCAGCUCACCGGCCCCCUCCCGUCCUCCCUCGCCGGCUCCAGCGUGCAGCAGCUACUCCUCAACAACCAGCAGUCCCGCGACAAGCUCUCCGGCCGCAUCGACGUCCUCUCCGCCAUGCCGCAGCUCACCAUGGUCUGGCUUCAGUCCAACAGCUUCACGGGGCCUAUCCCGGACCUCUCCAACCUCACCGCCCUCGAGUCCUUCAAUGUCCGCGACAACGCCCUAACCGGCGUCGUCCCGCCAUCCCUCACCGCCUGUCCCACCCUCAGGAACGCCACCCUCUCGAACAACCUGCUCCAGGGGCCCUUCCCGCAGUUCUCGAGCAAAUCCGUCACCCUGGACAUCGACAAGGGCAACCAGUUCUGCAACUCCGGCGACAGCCCGUGCGACCCUCGUGUCACGGCGCUGCUUGCGGUCGCCGAGGGGUUCGGGUACCCUGCCGUGCUCGCUAAGUCAUGGAAGGGGAACGACCCAUGCGCCAGCUGGCUGGGCGUCACCUGCAACGCGCAGAAGGACAUCAUCGUCCUCAAUUUCGGGAGCCAGCACUUUGGCGGUGUCAUCUCGCCGGCCUUUGCUAGCUUCACCGCUCUGCGUCAGCUGUAUCUAAGCAACAACGGCCUCACCGGCUUAAUUCCAGACAGCUUGACGCAGCUCCCGCAGCUCCAGUUGCUGGAUGUCAGCAAUAACAGCCUCUCAGGAAAGAUACCGGCAUUUUCCAGCUCCGUCACGCUCAAGCUGGAUGGCAACACCAAGCUAGGAAGUGACUCAGACUCGAGCGGCGGAAGCUCUUCUUCUCCUUCAAGCGGGAUGCCUGGUUCUACAUCCGGCAGCAGUGGUAACUCCGGUGGAUCGAAGUCGUCAUCAGCAGCCAUGAUUGCUGGCAUAAUCGUGGCAGUGGUGGUUCUCGUUGGUUGUUCAGUGGCAUUGUUUAUGCAUUAUCAUAAAAAGAAACAGGAAAAGAAAUUUGGCCGUGUUCCGAUGGGAACCCCUCCAAACGAGCCAGAGAUAGUUAGUAUAGGGGUGGGUGGUAUGAACGGCAAUGGUGGAGGCUUGGGGAUGCUUUACAGCCAAAGCAGCACCGGGAGCACUGGCUCCUACAUGGUUGAAGCUCAAGGAAUGCACAUAUCAAUCCAAUCCCUUCGAAGGGCUACUAAUAAUUUCAGCGAAGAUAAUGUGUUGGGCAGGGGUGGGUUUGGUAUUGUAUACAAAGGGGAUCAUAAUGGGACUCUGAUUGCUGUGAAGAGAAACCAGUGUGAUUUAAUGGGUAAGAAGGGGCAGGAGGAGUUCAAAGCAGAGAUUGAUGUUCUUAAGAAGGUUAAGCAUCGGAACUUGGUCACACUUCUUGGCUACUGUGAUGAUGCUCAAGAGAGGCUUUUGGUGUAUGAAUACAUGUCUGGGGGUACACUGGGGGAUCACUUGUUUGAAUGGCAGAGCAGACACGAACCACCACUUACUUGGAAGCAGCGGCUGACGAUUGCUCUCGAUGUUGCUAGAGCGAUCGAGUACUUGCAUAGUUUGGCUCAAGAAAGUUUCAUUCACAGAGAUCUGAAGCCCUCUAACAUACUCUUGGACAAGGACUUGAGGGCCAAGGUUUCUGAUUUUGGGUUGGUCAAGCUUGCGGAUGACAAUCAGAAGUCCAUGAUGACACGAUUAGCAGGGACAUUUGGGUAUCUUGCUCCUGAGUAUGCUACUACUGGAAAGGUGUCGACCAAGGUUGAUGUUUAUGCAUUUGGUGUGAUAUUGAUGGAGCUAAUUACUGGGAGAAAAGUACUAGAUGAGUCGCUCCCACCUGAAGAUAGCCAUCUGGUGGCAUUAUUCCGUAGGGGAUUUUCCCAUGAAAAGAACAAAUUUUUGAACGCCAUGGUGGAUCAAAUUCUUGAGCUUGAUGAAGAAGCUCAUCAGAGCUUGGCGGAAGUUGCAGACCUAGCUUGGCACUGUACAGCCCGUGAACCUUAUCAGAGGCCUGACAUGAGCCAUGCAGUCAAUAGGGUAGCUCCCCUAGUUGAACAGUGGAGGCCCACCAACUGUGCCAUUGAAGAUGAUGGUGAGCCGAGUUUGAGUCUGACCGAAAGACUCAAGAGAUGGCGAUACGAUAACACCAAUUCAACAACAGAGUCAUUCGAUUAUACUUCAAGUGAUGUCUGAUCAGGAAUUGUGUUUAUGAUCCUUUUAAUGGCUUCUGCAACGUUCUGACUCCUAUUGUUGAGCUAUGGGAGGAAAAGAACCAUUGCUGUGUGUGGUGGGCAGCUUGUUCAUGGUAGUGGAUGGAGGUGCAUGAUAGUCUCUCGGUCUCACUCUGGAAGUCAUGGUAAACUGCGACGGUGCAUCAACCCAAUUCUAUUUGGGUUUGAUACUGAAACCUGCUUCGAUUUCAAGUGAUUGAGGAUUAAAAUUAAGUAGUAUCUUUUCAUUUCUCUUAAAUAUUUCUUUGUUUCUUUCAAUAUUUGGUUGGUUUGGUUUUCUCCUUGGAUCAUAAGACAGCUGUACAUUGUAAUGCUUAGCAACAUAUCAGAAAUCUGGCAUUUGAGUACAUGACAAUGUAAUAGAGGAAGAGGUUGUUAAGGUUGGCCGAGUCGGUGAGGGAAAAAAAAUAUAUGUGAUUUACCAGUUUUCUUGUA
Messenger RNA from Musa acuminata AAA Group (dessert banana), 3428 nucleotides. Its product is annotated as receptor-like kinase TMK4. The transcript has 2 exons. The record is from RefSeq and is a predicted model, not a curated record. NCBI's taxonomy places the organism in Eukaryota, Viridiplantae, Streptophyta, Magnoliopsida, Zingiberales, Musaceae. Gene Ontology annotation, biological process: protein phosphorylation. Gene Ontology annotation, molecular function: protein binding; protein kinase activity; ATP binding. Bases 175 to 2955 code for a protein of 926 amino acids.